AUGGAUAGCUUCAAUGUCAAUGCAAGGCCUUACUUGGCCCUGAUCCCCAACGAAAUACAAACACAAAUAUGUACAUACCUCCCAACCGCCAGCCUUGCAAACUUGGCGGUGACAUGUCGCAUCAUCCAUGGCAGCGCUCAUAGGGUCCUAUAUCUGCGAAAUGCCACAGAGGAGAACUCAUCAGCAGUCAAAUAUGCGAUCCUAGUAUCCGCGAGCAAGUACACGGAAAGGGACGCGUUGCAUAUUAUUCAUUUGGCCAUUUCUUAUGGGGCACAGCUGGACACUGUCCAUUCACACCCUACAAUACCCCAGACAUAUGCAACUGUGCUUCACAUGGCGGCCGCCCUGGGGUACUGCUCGAUCGUCAAGCGGCUGCUUCAAAACAAUGCCUGUGUGACUUUAGCGAGCCGGAAUCUCUGGGACAUGGUCCCAUUAGCUUCGUCUGACAUGGAUCAGAUCAUCAAGAGAGUCGCACCUUGCUUCAUAGACACGCUCUCAUGGUGUUCCAGAAAGGUCAAGACCUAUCUGACCGGGGUCGAAUUGCUUCCCAUAUUUAUUCCUUUCAUUCGCAAGGACAAAGAGAUUGUUAACCUUCUAUUAGCCCGUGCUCCAGAUUGCCGUCUUACCCUUGAUUUUCAAGUCCAGGGUUGUGGUGCUCUUACAGCACUUCAUGUCCUCUCGGCAAGGGAGAACCAAGACGAGAAACUUUUGAAGAAAGUGUUACAACUCUCAACGAACCUUAUAAACGAAAAACUCCCCGGGGUUGCUGGCAGCGCAUUGCAUAUUGCACUUAGACAAGGAAAUGAAUCUAUGUUCCAGAUGCUCGUGGAUAAGGGGGCUGAUUUAAAUCUGCAAACCCAAAGUCUUGGAUAUGCUCCGAUUCACAUGGCGAUAAUUCGAUGCCAUGAAUCUGAGAUAAUGCCUGAACGCAAGGUCUAUCAAAGUUUAAUUGAGCUUCUUGUGGAAAAGGGGGCAGACUUGGACAGGGCAACGCUAUUCGAAGGCUUCACGCCGUUGAUGACUUUGGUUGGGGCCGCGGAGUGGGACUGGAAGCUCUCAUAUCGUAACAUGAAGCAGCUUGUAGAUUUGUUUCUCGCCAAAGGGUGCCGCGUCAACCAUAUGGCACCUGGCGGAGAGACAUUCGUCUCUCUUCUCAUUGAGAGAAUAACCGAAAAGAAUGGGAAUCCUUCUCUUGAGGCUCUGUUAAAAGAUGUCAUCGAUAAAGGGGCCAGCCUAAACAAUCCGCUCCCAGGUGGCACAUCAAUCGCCAAGACAUACGUGAUUGAUUUUGAAAGAUGCCCCAGACUCGCAAAGCUUCUUGUCGAGAAAGGGGCUAGAAUUUUUGAUGAGGAGGUCGAUAGUGUGUUCCUCAGGUGUUUCAAGAACCCUCGAGUGCACAUGCGUUAUCAUCUUAAAAGAACUAAGGACCACACUAUCGACCUCCUCAAGGAAAAAAAACCACUGGUUUCACAAGACGCCAUCAACGAAUCCUUUCGGUAUGCAGUCGCAAACGACAGCCAAAAACUGGUGAAUGACCUUCGCAAUACCUGGGGCUUUUCUCCAACCAACCCAGACAAGCUUGUUUACCUAGCACUUCAAGACCCAAACCGAAGAUUGAUGGAAUUUGUGCUCGAGCUGGACUUUAACGCCAACAGGAUCGGUCGAUCGGGAAGUUACUUACACUUGAUUGUGGAACAGCUAGCCAAUGAUGGCUACACGGAAGAAGUAGCGAUAAUCAAUGCCAAGGCACUCAUUGAAAAGGGAACAAGUGUGUUGAAGAGAGACGGAGAGGGCAAAACAGCAAUACAGAGGCUCAGAGAAUCAGACGAGGAGAGGUUUAGAAAGGCAGAGGAGGAGGGGAUUAGAAAAGCGGAGGAGAGGCUUAGAAAAGCAGAGGAGGAGGGGCUUAAGAAGGCAAAGGAGGAGAGGCCUAAAGAAUCAAAUGAGAAGCCGAAAAAGGGGACUGACAAACUUCGGUUGCUGCUUCUCGACCAAAAGGACAGAGAGCUUGGGGAAUACUGA
Messenger RNA from Clonostachys rhizophaga, 2022 nucleotides. NCBI's taxonomy places the organism in Eukaryota, Fungi, Ascomycota, Sordariomycetes, Hypocreales, Bionectriaceae. The record is from the annotation of a GenBank genome assembly.